UUUAAAUAAUAUUUAUUAAAGUUUUGUUUUAAAUAAUUUUAAUUAUUUAUUAUUUGUUGUUAUUAACCGCGAGUGUAAAAAAUGUCGUUUGGUUGUAAAAGAAAAUCUGUGGAAUCAAUUCCGCUGGAGGAAAAAAGAAAAAAAGUUGAUUAUAAUCGCAACUACAAGCGCGUGCUGAAUAACAGUUAUCUUAUUGAUAGUGAUUCUGACGCCAGUGAUGGGAUUGUGUUCUCUGAUGAUGAGCCUGAUGGGGCUAUUGAUGUGGAUAAUCCUGGACCGAGUACGUCGGCCAAUCAGCUUAAUGGUCCUAAUAAUGCUUCCGACGCGGGUAUAAUUAAUCUUGAAGUGGUAAAAGAAGAAAUUGUUGAUGGUCUUGAUUCCGAUUCAGAUAACUCUGAAAAUGAUUCAGACGAGAUGAAUGAAGAAUUUAAUCUAAAUAACCUUCCAAAAUUCGAUUCCUUUGAAGACAAAUUCGACCCGGAGAUAGCUUCAAAGACCGAAGAAUUAAUAAAAGAAAUAGAAGCCACGGAAAAAGAAAUCGAGCACUAUCGCACAAUUAUCGAAACUUGCGACUUAGAUAAGCUCCAAGACAAAGGCCAGCGUCAAAAAGACAUGCUAGAGUUCAAAGAAUCUGAGCUUGACCGUCUGCGAAAAGAGUACGAUACGGUUUUAUCAACCAAAGACAGUCAAACUCAAUCCCCUGGAUCCCGCCUGUCCAUGAAGAAGCUCCAAGUGUUGCAUGGCACUCUCUUAACCUGCCCAAGUGAAAACCAGCGUGAGAAAACCCCAGAAGGCAUCAAGACCCAGCUGAAGCCUCACCAAGAGCACGCGUUGGCCUGGUUGCUCUGGCGAGAACGUAAGAACCCUCCCAGUGGCAUCCUCGCCGAUGAUAUGGGUCUUGGAAAGACCCUGACAAUGAUUUCUCUGAUUGUAAAAACAAACGAAGACCACUUAGAUUCUGAGGAUGAAGAUCCACCCGCUAGUACCUCAAUAUCAGACCCGGAGUCUGUCUCGGUACCCAAAGUCGCUCAGGUGAAAGGAAAAACCCUGGUGAUCUGUCCAGCAUCCCUGCUUCAGCAGUGGAAGAACGAGAUAAAAAAUCACUGCCAUGAAAACAUUUUAAUGGCUAAAAUUUACCACGGAACCCAGCGAACCUGCGACCGUCGUCUGCUGGCGCGUUACGACGUCGUAAUAACGACCUACAACCUAGUAGCACGCAACGUUUUCGUUAUCGCUGCUAUUUUGCUGGAGAGGCAUCUUCAAAGCGUGGCUAAUUAUUUGAUACUCUCAUUAGCGGUUGCUGAUUUAUUAGUAGCUUGUCUCGUUAUGCCUUUGGGAGCCGUGUACGAAGUAUCCCAUGAAUGGACACUCGGUCCUGACAUAUGUGACAUAUGGACAAGUACUGAUGUUUUAUGUUGCACUGCGUCAAUUCUCCAUCUGGUGGCCAUCGCUUUGGACAGAUACUGGUCGGUAACAAACGUCGAUUACAUCCAUCACAGAACAGGAAAACGAAUCGGAAUAAUGAUCGCGGUGAUUUGGCUGGUGGCAUUUCUCGUUUGCAUAGCGCCUCUUCUUGGAUGGAAAGACCCUCACUGGUACAAAAGAGUCGAGGUCGACAAGACCUGCCUCGUCAGUCAAGAUAUCGGUUAUCAGAUAUUCGCAACAGUAUCAUCGUUUUAUCUUCCACUUUUGGUCAUCCUCAUCCUUUACUGGAGGAUACUCCAGACGGCGCGAAAGCGCAUUCGCAGAAGAGUCGGGCAACCGAUCAAUGCCCAAGGCGCGACCAAGACGAUGGAGUUCAAGACUAUGUCGAUGGACACCGGUCACGCAGUCGGAAAUGCAUUGGCACAGGCCCAGGUAUCCGGUGGAAUUGCGGCCGCUGUUGUAACUGUUAUCGGGAGACCACUCCCCACGAUUUCCGAGACUACAACAACAACAACGGCAUUCACUACAGUAAGCUCAAACAAUACAUCACCUGAAAAAACAUCAUAUCAUAAUGGUCUAGAGCCAGAGCCAUCAACCAUGGAUGGGUUACCAGCAAAACCUGCAGUGGUGAUUCGUAAAAAAAAAAAAGCCGCUGAAUCUAAACGCGAACGUAAAGCCGCUAAAACGCUAUCCAUUAUUACUGGGGCUUUUAUUAUUUGUUGGGCGCCAUUUUUUGUGAUAGCAAUAUUGUUGCCCGUUUGUCAAUCCUGCAACAUCAACGUUUAUCUCAUUGCAUUUUUCCAAUGGCUCGGGUACUUCAAUUCAACUUUAAAUCCAGCUAUCUACACAGUAUUUUCACCAGAAUUUCGAAGUGCUUUUAAGAAAUUACUUUGCCGAAGACGGAGAGCUGUAGGUAGAAGGAUGGGUGUGAGACACUAUAUGUAGGAUUGGGUGUAGGGUGGAGGCAAUAGCUCUCGCGUGCUUUACAGAUCCGAUGCUCCCAGUGUUACAUUUGCUUUAACUCACUCAACAAUUGUUUUUUAACUUACCGCUUCAAUUUUUCACCAUCAAUCCAAAUCAACAGUCAAUAAUAACCCAGCUUUUCAAUUAAACCUAAAAAGCAAUAGGAUAUGGACUAUUUUUAUUAAAAAAAAAAUAAAAAAUAAUAAAUAAAUAAUUAAUAUAAAGUAUUUUUAUAAAAUAAAAUAUUAAUAAUUUAAUAAUAUAAACUAUUAAAGAACAACGAGCGUCUGUAAAUCACGUGAUGAAGCUAUAGUAUGUGCAGUACAAACUGUUGCACAAAAUUAGUGACUUCCCACCCUACCCUUAGAAUACAUGAGCACAAAGUAUAUAUAUAUAUAACCUGCUAAGGUACUCGAUUCCUGUUUUAUGUUUGUUGCUUUAUGAUUACGUCCGAAAGUUUUGCUUUCUACGAACAAACUAAAUCUCACACUAAGUUAAUAACAAUCUACUGUUGCGUUUCCGCCAUUUUUACUUCCAUUAUUUUUAACACAUACGCGCUCGAUCAUAAUAGCUAACAAAUAACCUCUAAAAUUAAUUAUUUAUUGCUUUGCAAUAUUUUAAAUCUAAUGCUAAUAAAUUUAAUGACUGACUGUGUACAUAAAUUCUCAAAUAAUUCUAUAGUUAGGUUACUAACUUUAAAUUAAAACUUGUCUAUUAUUUCUUCCGAAUAUGUACAUACAAUAUGUUACGUUUGUUUGAUAGUUAGAUUACUUGGCUGAAUGGUGUAAUUGAGUUUGGUUAUUGAUUUAGCGCAAACUUCCGAUAUUUCUGCUAAUUAAAAAACUCUUAAAUUGCCAAAGGUACGGAUUUUUGUUGGAUUCAUGUCAAUUAAUGUUGGAAAACUUUGUUUUUUUAUUUCAAGAGAAGGAAAAAUAAGCCCAACACUGCCAUUAAAUUUAUCUACGAUAAAGGACCAUUUUAUUUUUCUUCUUUAUUUUAUCUUAAGAUCAGUCUGGUUUAAUUUUUUCAAUUAAAAUAAGGGGUUAUCCAUAAAUUACGUCACACUUUAAAAGGGGGGGGGUAUCAUCAGAAUGUGACAAGGAACAGGGAGAGGGGGGGGUCAAAAGCUUUGUGACGUCACAUGUUAAAAUUUAAAAUACUCAGACGUGAAACUUACAUGUGAAUAAAUAACUUUAAAUAUUUAUAAACUCGAUCUAUAUUUAUUAAUACUUUAGCACUCUUGUUAUGAGAUUAUCUCUCACGCAACAACAUCUAACUUCUAAAGCGGGGUUGUAAUGCAAGUAAGAUACUACAAUUCUCAAGAGUUCUGAAUAGUAAGGGUCUGAGUAGAUUUAAAUCGUGAGUCCAAAGUCCAUGGGCACAAGAUGAUUAAGUUUUGCACCUUUAAUUAACAUAAUUGGUCGUUUAUUGUUCUUAACUAGUCGUUUGUUUUCAGUUUUAUCUAAAAUAUUUUACUUUGUGUUGAUUUUAUGAAAGACUAGCCGUCUCUCGCCCGCUUCGCUGGGCGAAUCACAUAGAACUUAAUACAUUUUUUUUCUUCAUGUUUUUGUGUUGUUUUU
This is a messenger RNA of Cotesia glomerata, 3968 nucleotides long. RefSeq names its product transcription termination factor 2-like. The record is from RefSeq and is a predicted model, not a curated record. Gene Ontology annotation, molecular function: ATP-dependent chromatin remodeler activity; G protein-coupled amine receptor activity; ATP binding. Gene Ontology annotation, cellular component: membrane. NCBI's taxonomy places the organism in Eukaryota, Metazoa, Arthropoda, Insecta, Hymenoptera, Braconidae. The coding region runs from base 82 to 2370 and encodes 762 amino acids. The transcript has 12 exons. Gene Ontology annotation, biological process: adenylate cyclase-activating adrenergic receptor signaling pathway.